GUUUAAAAGCUCUCGUUCUCCAUUUCUUUCGUAGUUUCAGCGUAAGUCGAGCGUAAGCGGGCAGAAACCCUAGCACUAACCGUCGUCUUCAUCGGACCAAAAUGGCCUCAGGUCUUAGCAAUGGCACCAGGUUCUUCAAAGGCUGCAGAACUCUCUUAGAUUCUCUCAAAUCCACCACUCAAGCUUACUCUUCUACUCCUGGGGUCUCUUCCAAGAGUACCCUAAAACCCUCAACUGCUGCCGUUUCGGGCCAAAAGUCGAAACCCGCACCAAAGAAAGUGGCGAAUCCUUCGGGCGGGCUUUUGAAAACCCAGAAAGUUUCUCCGACUCUCGCUGGCUUCCUCGGCCAGUCCGAGAUUGCGCGCACUGAAGCCGUCAAGCAAAUAUGGGUGUACAUCAAGCUGAAUAACCUCCAGAACCCAACUGAUAAGAGGCAGAUCAUUUGUGAUGCAAAGCUGAAGGCUAUAUUUGGUGGAAGAGAAAAAGUGGGAAUGCUUGAGAUUCCAAAAUUUCUAUCCAUUCAUUUUGUGAAAUCUGGUUAACCUAAGCUUUCUGUGCAUGCUAUUCUUAGCUGUUCUAAUACCUCUCUUCCAAAUCCUUGACGGUGUCUUGUGAUGUCUUGUUAGGUUUCGUGAUGUCUUGUUAGGUUUUGUUUGGCUGUCCUAUGACACCACCUUCACUUUUUGGUUUUACUCUGAUUUAGGGAGAGGGUGUUUCUUGUUUAGAAAUUGUUGACCAUUAGUGUUUUAUAAUUAAUUAAUGUAUCUUUUCUGUCUAAAUUUUACCUUUUUCAGGAUUCGUAGUUUUUCUAAUCUAAAUUUGUAGACUUGGGAAAGUAUUAUAUUCGCUUUGAGAAUUUGAUUUGGAUUCUCUUGAAGCUCAA
This is a messenger RNA of Cucumis sativus (cucumber), 883 nucleotides long. RefSeq names its product upstream activation factor subunit UAF30. Bases 102 to 542 code for a protein of 146 amino acids. Lineage: Eukaryota; Viridiplantae; Streptophyta; Magnoliopsida; Cucurbitales; Cucurbitaceae. Gene Ontology annotation, cellular component: nucleus. The record is from RefSeq and is a predicted model, not a curated record. The transcript is spliced from 2 exons.